Molecule: messenger RNA, 594 nt
Organism: Lathyrus oleraceus (garden pea)
Lineage: Eukaryota; Viridiplantae; Streptophyta; Magnoliopsida; Fabales; Fabaceae
Product: secreted RxLR effector protein 161-like
Exons: 1
Coding region: 1-594 (197 amino acids)
Source: RefSeq, a predicted model, not a curated record
AUGGUGAGUAGGUUUAUGAGUAAACUGAACUGGUCUCAUUACCAAGUUGUUGUCAGAAUUUUGAGGUAUAUAAAGGGAACUCUGAAGUAUGGAAUUUUAUUCUCUUAUGGUGUUGACUCAAAACUUAUGAGUUACUCAAAUUCUGAUUGGUGUGACGACAGAGUUGACAGAAGAAGUACUUCUGGGUACUUGUUUAAGUUUAUGGGAAGUCUUAUUUCUUGGUGUUCCAAGAAGCAAUCAGUUGUUACUUUGUCAACCUGUGAAGCAAAAUAUAUUGCAGGUGAUGUGACUGCAUGUCAAGUUGUGUGGCUUCUAAGUUUAUUGCAGGAUCUGAAUAUCAAAGUAAACAAGCCUCUGAAGCUGAUGAUUGAUAACAAGUCUGCACUCAAUCUUGCCAAGAACCUAGUGAUAUAUGAGAGAAGCAAGCAUAUUGAGACUAAGUAUCACUUUCUGAGAAAUCAGAUUCAGAAUGGAGUGCUAGAAGUUGUGCACUGUAGCACCCAAAAACAACUGGCAGAUGUUUUGAUAAACGUGAUCCAGACUGAUCAAUUUCUCCGCUUGAAGGAUGGAAUUGGUGUUUUUAGUUUCUGUUAA